This is a messenger RNA of Clunio marinus, 3939 nucleotides long. Lineage: Eukaryota; Metazoa; Arthropoda; Insecta; Diptera; Chironomidae. The record is from the annotation of a GenBank genome assembly.
AUGAUAAGAUUAUUAAGAUUUUUUUCGACUUUUGUUAUUGUGACGACUGUAAAAUGUAUCGAUUCUGUAUCAACGUACAUGGAUGAAUUCAACAAUCAUCACACCAAACAUAUGAUGCUGUUCGAAGGACAUCACCAGAGACAUUAUCACAUGCACUUCGAUAACCAUUUCAUUUAUGGCCAUAAUGGGAUUCAGGGACCUGAAGUUAAACAUGGCCAUCAUUUUUAUGGUCGACAUAAGAGAAAGCAUCAUGAAAUGGAUCAUGAAUUUGAGCCAAUUCAUUGGCCAAUAAAAAAAGAAGCCGUUGUCGAGGGUCACGUGAUUCUCGGCGGACUGAUGAUGGUCCACGAACGCGAAGAUAACAUGACAUGUGGUCCUAUCAUGCCACAAGGAGGUAUUCAAGCUCUUGAAGCGAUGCUUUACACUUUAGAUAAAAUAAAUGAAAUGAAAUUGCUCAACAACAUAACACUUGGAGCUCAUAUCUUAGAUGAUUGUGAUAAGGACACUUAUGGUCUCGAAAUGGCAGUUGAUUUUAUACGAGUCAACUUUAACCACGAUAUACGUAAAUUUACAUAUGGAUUAAUUACAAAUCAUACAUUAGCGAACCGCAAUGAGAAUCCCUUACUCAAGAUUGUGAAACGCUUGAAUUCACCACCCUCUCUCAAAUAUGAUGAGUCAAUUCAUUGGCCAAUAAAAAAAGAAGCCGUUGUCGAGGGUCACGUGAUUCUCGGCGGACUGAUGAUGGUCCACGAACGCGAAGAUAACAUGACAUGUGGUCCUAUCAUGCCACAAGGAGGUAUUCAAGCUCUUGAAGCGAUGCUUUACACUUUAGAUAAAAUAAAUGAAAUGAAAUUGCUCAACAACAUAACACUUGGAGCUCAUAUCUUAGAUGAUUGUGAUAAGGACACUUAUGGUCUCGAAAUGGCAGUUGAUUUUAUAAAGGGCUCAAUAAGUAACAUUGAUGGAGAUGAAUGCAGCUGUAGCAAAACUCAUGUGAGAAAAGUCAUCAGUGGUGUUGUGGGGGCAGCGUCAUCUGUCACAUCCAUUCAAGUUGCCAAUCUCUUGAGACUAUUCAGAAUUCCCCAGGUCUCAUUUUUCUCAACAUCACCAGAGUUAAGCAAUAAACAACGUUUCGAAUAUUUUUCAAGAACGAUUCCAUCGGAUCAUUAUCAGGUGAAAGCGAUGGUUGAGAUCGUAAUGAGAAUGGGAUGGAGCUAUAUAUCAAUCAUUUACGAGGAAAGCAAUUAUGGUGUGAAAGCUUUUGAAGAGUUGGAAGAGUUGCUUGGCGAACAUAACAUUUGUAUAGCUGUCAAGGAAAAGUUGGUCAAAGAUUCAGGAGUAGCCCAAGAAAGAGCAUAUGAUACGAUUGUCCAAAAGCUUUUGACCAAAUCAAGAGCAAGAGGUGCAAUUAUUUUUGGGUCAGAUCAAGAGGUAGCAGGUGUCAUGCGAGCUAUCCGUCGAAACAAUGCAACUGGAGUUUUUUCAUGGAUAGGAAGCGAUGGAUGGUCAGCAAGAAAUUUAGUGUCAGAUGGAAAUGAGCCGGAAGUUGAAGGGACUCUUUCCGUCCAGCCUCAAGCGAAUUCUGUUCGUGGAUUUGAAGAUUACUUCCUUGAUUUGACUGUUGAAAAUAAUGAGAGAAAUCCAUGGUUUGUUGAGUUUUGGGAAGCACAUUUUGAGUGUAAAUAUCCGAAUAGUUCACUGACGCCAUUCAAUAAGAAGUAUAAAAGAGCUUGUACGAAGAAUGAGAAGCUCACGAGAAAUAACACAGAUUUUGAAGAUCAACUGCAGUUUGUUAGCGAUGCUGUAAUGGCAUUUGGUUAUGCAUUGAGAGAUAUGCAUCAAGAGUUAUGUGAGGGUAAACCAGGAUUAUGUGAAGCAAUGCGGCCUACUAAAGGGUCAGAAUUGCUCAAAUAUCUUAGAAAUGUAAAAUUCCUAGGACUCACAGGUGACGAAUUUAACUUCGAUCCAAACGGUGAUGGCCCAGCACGCUAUAACAUUAUUCAUUUUAAACAAGUUGAAAAGGGAAAAUAUCAAUGGGUAAAAGUGGGAGAAUAUAAGCAUGGUCGACUUCAUUUAAGCAUGAAUGACAUUCAAUUUAAAUUCAAACAACCGAAGCCACCUGAGUCCGUUUGUAGUUUACCAUGCGAUCGUGGACAAGCUAAGAAGUAUGUCGAGGGAGAAAGCUGUUGUUGGCAUUGCUUCAAUUGCACUACCUAUCAGAUAAGAAAUCCAAAUGAUGAGACACAAUGCAUUAUGUGUCCCUGGGGGACUCUUCCUGAUGUAGUGAAGGAAAAGUGUGAUGAUAUUCCAGAAGUUUACCUUCAGGCUGAUUCAUGGUGGGCCAUUGGGGCAAUGACUUUCGGGCUUUUUGGAAUUUGUAUAACUAUAUUCGUAAUUGGAAUUUUUUUAAGAAAUAACGACACACCAGUAGUUCGGGCAUCGGGGCGAGAAUUAAGUUACGUCCUUUUAGCUGGCAUUCUCAUGUGUUAUCUCGAAACUUUUUCUCUUGUACUUAAACCUACCAACUUUGUCUGCGGUCUGCAAAGGUUUGGAGCAGGUUUUUGCUUCACUGUUGUAUAUGCAGCACUUUUGACAAAAACCAACCGUAUUGCAAGAAUUUUCAAAGCAAGCAAGCAAUCGGCAAAGCGACCAUCAUUCAUUUCACCGCAAUCGCAGCUGAUUAUUUGCAGUGCUCUUAUAUCUAUUCAGAUUCUCAUUAACGUGGUAUGGAUGAUCAUCGCACCCUCAAAUGCCAAACACCAUUACCCCACCCGUGAAGACAACCUUCUGGUUUGUGACUCAUAUAUCGAUGCAUCGUACAUGAUUGCUUUCUUCUUUCCUAUCGUGCUCAUAAUUGUUUGUACCGUUUAUGCUGUUCUGACACGAAAGAUUCCUGAGGCAUUUAAUGAAUCGAAACACAUUGGCUUCACUAUGUAUACAACUUGUGUCAUAUGGUUAGCGUUUGUCCCACUUUAUUUUGCAACAGCAAAUCAUGUUCCAUUGCGUAUAACAUCCAUGUCAGUCACCAUAAGUUUAUCAGCACUCGUUUGUAUGGCAUGUCUCUUUACACCGAAGCUUUACAUCAUCCUCAUUCGACCUGAACGAAACGUUCGUCAAAGUAUGAUGACAGCUAAUCGAUGUAAAGGUUUGAGUAAACCACCAACAACCGGUUCAACAUCAAUGAUGUCAACCGUGAUGGUAACUGUAACAACAUGUAAUCAAAAGGAAAAAAUCCAGAGACACAUGUCGAUUGUAGAAGCUAAAGGUUCGCAAUUUUCAGACAACGCAAGUGUCAAUAACAAUAACAACAAUCACAGCUUGAAUAACAAUACGAUGAAGUACAGUGAUAAAUCAACACAAACAGCUGAAUGCAAUGAAUGUGAAGCAUCGAUGAAAUUGACAUUGAGAAACGAAAAAUUGAAAGCAGUUGAAACUCAAACUGAAUCUACGAAUUUAUGUAGCGAAAAUAUAUGUUGCCUAAAUAGUAUACCAUAUGCGGACAUGACAAAUAGCCCGCCGCAGCCACCCUCUAUUCCUUUUCGACGUUUGAACGAUGGUAAAGUAAUUGACAACUGUAAUGACAACAACCAUCAUGAAAAAAACCGUAUUGAGUUGAAUCAGCUAUCAGCACGAGAUUUGCAAAACUCAUUGAAUAUCAAUUCUGGUGUGACAAAAAAGACUUCAUUGUUAUCCAAAAGAAGUGUUUUAUGUGACAAUUGUGAACAUGAUGAUGAAUCGAAAUACAAAAUCAGCAAAACGUUUAGCAAUUGUUGUUUAAUUCUUGAAAAGUUUGAGAAUGCUAUAUUAUUAGAUAUAAAAGUAAGAAAGAUAAAAAAAAGUUUUAAACUGAAUCAUCUAUUACUUUCUUAUUUAAAGUUAUGUUUGAAUAUCAAAGAUCUUUUGAAGAUAACGCUUAUUUGUUUUUGUAAAAAGAACUGA